UUAGGCAGUGGCUUGUGUUGUGUGCUGGAGACCGGUUAUAUAGAUAGACUAGCUGCAGUGCUUCUGGUUGAGCUGCUGUAGUGUAGUAAAAUUAUAUUAUAUAAAAAUUAGCUUAUGUGCACUUUUUAUUUUCUUUUUUAUAAGUGUAAUGCUCUUUUGAGAUCAGCCUGCCUCUAAAGCCUGGACUAUUGAUUAUUAUUAGGGACUGGGGUUUGGUGGUGAGAGGGAACAGAGCAGACAGCUGAUAGGACCGUGUGUCUCUCUCUCUCCAGCCUCAUUCCCUCAGUACAGAGCGAUUCUUCACAGCAGCCACAUGGAGAGGAGCCGCUAAUAAAUGAUCACAGGACAGCGAAUCAGACAAAACAUCGAACAUAAAAAUACAGAAUACAGAACCCCCAGUAAGAGGCAAGAAAAAACUCCCUCAGAGCUGGAAGAGGAAGAAACCUUUGGAGGAUCAAGAUCUACAUAUAAGAGGGGACCAAUCUACCACUGAACCAAAGCGUCCUGCCUUUGCUAUGGAGAAUCUCACCUGACCGACUUUGCCUUGUCUGGAUUAAUAUAAUGCCGUUUUGCCCAAGAUGACUGAGGUGACUCAUGCUUACAUCAGUGAAAAUGGUAAGGAUGUGGGUAAAACGCUGGACUGGAACUACAUUGAAUGGCACCAAGAUGAUAUCAUGGCCAAAAGCACUGACGCCGAGACUCAGACUGUUCCUAAUGGAACAACCGAGGACAAAGAGACACAAACCAGUAAUCCCUGCAUUAUGAGAAUAGACCUGGAAAGGACACCCUCGAGACUGAGGCACAGUUUGGUAAAGGAAACAGACGGCAUGCCCACUGCACUAUUUCAGUUUGAUAGACAAGCCCCGGCUCGCAUCUCCACAUCUCCCACUCUGAGGAGGAUGAGGAGUACGAGACUUCCUUCUCGGGAAAUGGGAAAGAUGGACAGCACUCAAGAGGAGUCAGGGGCAUGGGAAACAUCCUCUCCGAGGAGUCCUUUGUCACCAGUGUAUCGUCAAAAGUCCCCUCUCGCUGUCAUUCCGGCUCAGUCCAACGGAGAGGGUGACCAGGAUGGACAUUCAGAUAGAACAGUGCCCCACGGGAAAAUCAGAUCACUUAGAUCUAAGACAAUCGAUAGUAGUGGCAUUUGCACAAGGAAAGAGUACCUUAGUCUGACUGAGGGCGUUGACUCUGACAGCACAACUGACGAUACUGAACAGGUGAAGGAGCCCGGUCAAAAAAGCAGGUUACAGGAGAGGAGGAGAAGCUCUGUGGUUGUGACUCUUCCUGGAUUGGAUGUUUCCCCGGGUGACCUCUUUGUUUCCAAUGGUGCUGCAGACAUCUUAAACCGAUCCACGUAUUCAGAUACCAAGAAGUCGAAGUGGCCGUUUUCAAGGCGUAGCACGACUAAAGUCAAGACGCGCACCUCUGCAGACAUCGACAAAUGUCUAACGUCCAUUCAGAUCCUGGAGUGGAGAGACACAGACUUCCAGCAAUACAAGGACUUGACUCUGGAGGAGUUUCUAAAGGGCCAGCCGGAGCUGAGGCUGGAGGAGGACCCCAGAGCACACAAGAGACAAGAGGCCAUCUGGGAGCUCUUCACCAGCGAGUGUGUUUACUUCCUAGAUCAGCUGAUGGUGCUGAAAGAGGUUUUUCUGACCACCCUUUCAGACCUUCAGAUGAGAGACUGUUUACAAGACAUUGACUCCUGGGGGCUGUUUGCCAACCUCAAUGAACUCUGUUUGGUUAGCUUUGGCUUCCUGACCAGUCUGCUGCGUGUCAUUAAAGAAUUGUGGGCGACUCCAGAAACAGACGUCACACAGACUCUCCUAGCAGUGAUGAAAAAGGCUUUUGGAGAGAGCAUCUGCCACUGUCUACAGAAGUACUGCCUUAACUACACUACAGCAAUUCUGUACCUGGACAGCCUGAAGACCAGGGAGGACUUUGGUUCCUAUGUGAAGUGGUGUGAGCGAAAGGAGCAGUGUCGGAGGCUGCAGCUGAAGGACCUGUUGGUGGCUCCUCUACAGAGGUUCACUCGCUACCCUCUGCUCCUGAAGAACAUUGAGAGGAGGAGCAGUGGUGAGGAAGAAGAAGGAGGUCUGCAGAGCGUAGUGGAGCUGGUAGACAGAGCUAUAUGUGAUCUGGAGGGCAAGGUCAAAUGGCUGGAUAACUAUCAGAAAGUCAAGCAGCUGAAAGAGGCCUUGGUGUGGCUCCCAGUGUGGGAAAUAGAUAAGAAGGCACAUGUUCCAGAGAGUCUGAAACACUUGUUAAAAGCUGUGACUUUAGAAAACCUGGUCUCGAACCGUGUUCUCCUGUACGAGGGGAAACUCAUACUGACGGAGAAUGCGAAGCUGCAUGAAGUUUACCUGUUCCUUUUUGAUGAAUUCCUCCUGAUCACCAAGAUCAAACGAAGUAAAAAGCAGAAGUCUGGAGGAGUGGAGGCGCACCUCCUCCGCCCAGCAGUCGGACAGGAGCUGGAGACGCUGCUGCAGGAGGGCUGCAGCUUCACAGUUCUGGACCAGCCCAUCUCACUGGAUCGACUGCAGCUCCGCAACAUAGACCAGCUCAAUGCUACAGCAUCCAGUCUUCACCAUUCCUUCAUCCUCAUGCACCAGAACCGUUACCAGCAGUGCAUCGGCGUGUUUGUUCUGCAGGCCCAGAAUGAAUCUGCUAAGAAAGCCUGGCUGUCGGAGAUCGAGGAGGCGGUUGGUGGAAUGCUGAAGCGUGACCGGCAGCAGCCCCGGAUAAAGAACUCCUCACUGUACGUGGAGUCUUCACAGAUCUAACCCACGGCAUCACACACUCACUGUACAGUUGCUCCUGUAGAAAACUGUUCACUCAGCUACAGGGAUUCCAGCAUUCCUGCACGGUGGCCACUUGUUCAUUUCUGACACUGAUCUACUAACUAUAGCAGCAUGCCGGUGGUGCUGGUGCCACUGACGUAGUGUUUUAAUUUCUGAGAAAAAAAAUAUUCGGAGCAAAGUCCGCUCAAGCUAUUUGCAUGGCUGUUUGGCAAACUGACUGAUGGUGCUGCUGCUGUGACGUUUCAACAACCGAGGAUUGAGUCGGCCAUAGAGGUGGGAUAUUCUGGCAAGCACUACACUGCACUGGCAAAGGCAGUCUGGACUUUUUUUUUUAUUAAAGUUUCUUUUGAAACUCGUA
Astyanax mexicanus (Mexican tetra) is the source of this 3159-nucleotide messenger RNA. It is a transcript of the gene plekhg7, whose product is annotated as pleckstrin homology domain containing, family G (with RhoGef domain) member 7. Gene Ontology annotation, biological process: Rho protein signal transduction. The transcript has 18 exons. Bases 579 to 2783 code for a protein of 734 amino acids. NCBI's taxonomy places the organism in Eukaryota, Metazoa, Chordata, Actinopteri, Characiformes, Acestrorhamphidae. The record is from RefSeq and is a predicted model, not a curated record. Gene Ontology annotation, molecular function: guanyl-nucleotide exchange factor activity.